Messenger RNA from Vanessa atalanta (red admiral), 984 nucleotides. It is a transcript of the gene lms, whose product is annotated as homeobox protein slou. Gene Ontology annotation, biological process: regulation of DNA-templated transcription. The coding region runs from base 1 to 984 and encodes 327 amino acids. Gene Ontology annotation, molecular function: DNA binding; DNA-binding transcription factor activity, RNA polymerase II-specific. The transcript has 3 exons. The record is from RefSeq and is a predicted model, not a curated record. Lineage: Eukaryota; Metazoa; Arthropoda; Insecta; Lepidoptera; Nymphalidae.
AUGAAUUCUGUGAAAUCAGAAGCAAUGGAAACCAACGAGACGAACGAAGAUUUGAAAAAUAACAAAACUGAAAAUAAAUUAGCCUUUUCAAUAGACAAUUUAUUAGCUGAUAAAUUUGUUGACAACGAUAAGGUUGUAAAUGAAAACGCAUCGACUUCAGAUCCUGAUUAUUUCAGUGUUUUCAAUAAAGAACGUGUUAAUGUUGAGUCGGAUGAUGAUAAAGACAGCAGUGAUUCAGAACAAUUGGAUGUUGAGAGUUCAACAGCUGAUCCGCAGGAGUUCGCUGAAAGUAAAUCGUCUGAGUAUCAAUCAGCUUCUUGUUCUCGCGGUAAAAGAGCUCGGACAGCAUUCAGCGCACAGCAGAUCAAGAGUCUGGAAGCUGAGUUUGAGAAGAAUAGAUACUUAUCUGUUGCCGCAAGAGGGCGCUUAGCUCGACAGUUGAGACUGACAGAAACACAGAUUAAGAUUUGGUUUCAAAACCGUCGAACAAAAUGGAAGCGAAAAUACACGAACGAUGUGGAAAUAUUAGCUCAACAAUACUACAACAGCCUAGGUAUUAUUUCACCUAGACCUAUGUUUGUUGGUGAUCGGCUCUGGAUAUUUAACUAUCCAAACAGGCUACAGCCUACCCAACAACAACAGUGGGCGAAAUCCCUCAACACAAUAGCAAACGUACAACAGAAUCCAAUUAUAGACAGGACGAUGUUCAGAAAUAUACCGAAGCCGGAUAUGCCAUUUCUAUUGCCACCUCAGUAUCCUAAUGAUCGCGUGUUUUUAAAUAUGGAACGAAAUGUCAGUUUGACAGGAAAUGUCAAAGUUCCCGCGCAAAAUCGCCUCGUCUCCGUUCCGAGAGAGGUCUACAGCAAUAUGGCGACCGCUCAAAGGAGUUUAGAUAUGUACAAAAAUAAUAUCUUAAACCACAGUCCAAAUCAGGAUUCAAGCGUCGAUCAUUUAAGACGAUUGGAAGAAAAUUUUAGCAUUUAG